Molecule: messenger RNA, 506 nt
Organism: Galleria mellonella (greater wax moth)
Lineage: Eukaryota; Metazoa; Arthropoda; Insecta; Lepidoptera; Pyralidae
Gene: Rpp21
Exons: 3
Coding region: 122-487 (121 amino acids)
Biological process (GO): tRNA processing
Cellular component (GO): nucleolar ribonuclease P complex
Source: RefSeq, a predicted model, not a curated record
AAAGUUUUAAAAAAUAAAAUUCUAAAUCCUUAAUUUCAAAAGAGUCCCUUAAUUAAUUAUUUUUUAUUUAUUUAGGAUUGUUCACUAAUUAUAUGGCAAUUAAAUAUAAAACAAAAUAAAUAUGUCGAAGAAAGUUCAGGGUAAUGACUCAUUUCAGAGAAUAAAUUAUCUUUAUCAAAUAAGUAAACAAAUGUGUACGAAAAAUCCAGGAUUGUCGUCUUACUACGGUAAUCUAAUAGUAAAUAUUGCUAAGAAAAAUGUUUUGAAAAUACAUCCAGACAUAAAACGACAGAUAUGUAAAACAUGCCGCUGUAUGCUCAUAGCUAAUGUUACAGCGAAAACAAAAAUAAGAAGUAAGAAAAAAUCAAAGAUCAUAGAGUGGACAUGCAACACUUGUGGGGCUAAACGCAGUAUUCCAGUAGAAAAGAAUAAAGAUUAUAGUCUAUGGGUGGAUAGACCAGAGGCAGUUGUUGAAGUGAUUAAUUAAAUAAAAGAGAAAAAUAUAA